Messenger RNA from Polistes dominula (European paper wasp), 602 nucleotides. RefSeq names its product ribosomal protein L21 (gene RpL21). The record is from RefSeq and is a predicted model, not a curated record. Gene Ontology annotation, biological process: translation. NCBI's taxonomy places the organism in Eukaryota, Metazoa, Arthropoda, Insecta, Hymenoptera, Vespidae. Gene Ontology annotation, molecular function: structural constituent of ribosome. Gene Ontology annotation, cellular component: ribosome.
GUUAGUGCGUUCUACGCCAUCUUUAAAUUAAAAUUUUUACAAUUUCUCUUUCUUUAUUGAGUCAGCCAUUAAUUGUGUCUGUACAGUCUUAAACCAUGACUAAUUCAAAAGGUUAUCGUCGUGGUACUCGGGAUUUAUUUUCCCGCAAAUUCCGCAAACAUGGAACUAUUCCUCUGUCGACGUACAUGAAAGUCUAUAAAGUUGGUGACAUAGUUGACAUCAAAGGUAACGGAGCAGUUCAGAAGGGUAUGCCGUACAAGGUUUAUCAUGGCAAGACAGGACGCGUAUUCAAUGUAACACCUCAUGCACUUGGAGUUAUUGUUAAUAAGAGGGUGCGUGGACGCAUCAUUGCCAAGCGUAUCAAUGUACGCAUUGAACAUCUUACUCAUUCCAAAUGUAGAGAAGAUUUCCUUAAACGUGUUAAGGAAAAUGAAAGGCUUAGGAAAGAAGCCAAAGAAAACAAAGUCCAAGUUCAACUUAAAAGACAACCAGCCGAACCAUCAAAAGCUCAUAUUGUCUCAGGACGUGAGGCACCCAUCUUAUUAGCACCUAUUCCUUAUGAGUUUAUUGCUUAAGUGUUGCAAUAAACAUCUUUUAAAGUA